CAACAGCCUGGGCAUAGCUUGCAUCCACUGGUAACUCGGCUAAGCUCUUGGAAUCAAGAGGUACCCAUAUUACGGAGUACACCUGUCACCAGAUCGACGGAUUUCCUUGUCUUGUGGGGCACUGUUCAGCCUGGACCUUCCUCGAUAUCAGUCGCCACUUCCCUUCUUUAAUCUGAUCCUUAUCGUUCCUGCAAUAUUAUAAUAUACACUCCACCGCCAAGCAAGCUUCUUGUCGAAAAACAAACGAGGGGCAUCUCCACAGGUUAGAAUUCGAGACUCCCGCCUCUGCGGACAACAGGAUGAGACAAGAAAACACUGGCUCGUCAUUAAACGGCGAUCCCAGUCGUCACAACCAGAGCAGUCAAAGCACGCGUCUCGAGCCUCCAGACAACUCUUCUCAAACAUCUGACCGACUCGCCGAGGAACUGGUUUAUUACCGAAGCUUUCUCGAACAGCUUCUAGGAGUAGUCCGCAAUGGAGAUCAGGAUACUGUCAACCAGAUGGUUUCCAUGAUACGUUCGGAUGCAUCCCACCAGCAAAUUCUGGCAGCCUUAUCUGAGAACUCCGCCAACGGCGGCCAGACUGCCCAAGGGGCCCGUGGUCGGAAUAAUCACAAUUCAAACUGAAUAUCUUCAACCCUGUUAUGCCUCGCAUACCCAGCAGGUUGUCCGCAUGACGCAUGAUCGUUUGAUAAGGUCUUCACAAGGUGUCCUGGUCCCCUUUGAACGCAGAUGAAGGAGGUGGGAUACAGCUAGACGAGUUAUUCGUAUAUCUUUCUGUCUAGUAUCAUAUUAGUCGGGUCUUUCAAGUCAAGGAAAGUCUACCUAUCUAUCGUCUCACAUAUCCUACCAGAGAGAGCCGCCACCGGCAGCUUAGAUGGCCGCCGUGUGCUGAGAGAACGCUGUGUACGAUCCUUAAGACCAGCGAAUGUCUCGCACCAGGUACUGUGUUGCGAUCGGGCUCUGGUUGCACCAGCCUAUCUCAAUUAGCAUACUGUAUUCCUAGUGGGGCCAUGGUAACCGUCCCUAUGGACAUAGUUUGCUUUUUCAAUGGAGGCUGGCCUUGGACGCACCAUUAUCCAUAUCUGCCCUCUACACUUUU
Aspergillus neoniger CBS 115656 is the source of this 1101-nucleotide messenger RNA. RefSeq lists its product as uncharacterized. The transcript is spliced from 2 exons. The coding region runs from base 300 to 626 and encodes 108 amino acids. Lineage: Eukaryota; Fungi; Ascomycota; Eurotiomycetes; Eurotiales; Aspergillaceae. The record is from RefSeq and is a predicted model, not a curated record.